Molecule: messenger RNA, 1845 nt
Organism: Kluyveromyces marxianus DMKU3-1042
Lineage: Eukaryota; Fungi; Ascomycota; Saccharomycetes; Saccharomycetales; Saccharomycetaceae
Gene: ARN2
Product: ARN family MFS transporter
Exons: 1
Coding region: 1-1845 (614 amino acids)
Biological process (GO): intracellular iron ion homeostasis; transmembrane transport
Cellular component (GO): endosome; vacuolar membrane
Molecular function (GO): siderophore-iron transmembrane transporter activity
Source: RefSeq, a predicted model, not a curated record
AUGUCCGACAUUCGUGAAAAAGAUAAACAGGUUGGCACGGCUGAAGAAGAAGGCGAUUUUCAAGAGAAAGCAUUGAAAGAGAUACCUCGAAAUGUCUAUGGCCAUGUAGAUAGAUUAGUUUCCACAAGAUCACUAGUAAUUAGGAAGGCCGAAUUGAUGGCUAGGCAAUAUGAACGAUGGUAUUUACAGUUACUAUUUUUAUGUUGUGCAUUCAUCUGCACUUAUGGAUACUCGCUUGGCAGUACUGUUAGGUCAAGCUACAUGACAUUUGCAACAAACUCCUAUAAGACCCAUUCUCUUUUGUCUACUAUUUCAAUAAUCAAUUUAGUCAUCUCUGCGGUUUCUCAGUUGUUUUUUGCAGGAUUGUCAGAUGUAUUCGGUAGAAUCAGUCUUUUGAUUAUAUCUACUAUAUUUUACAUUGUUGGAACUGUCAUUCAGUCUCAAGCUUAUGAUAUCCAAAGAUAUGCAGCUGGUUCAGUUUUCUAUAAUGUUGGUGUUGUAGGUGUAAUGUUACAGGUCACCUUGUUUUUGUCAGACAAUUCGUCAUUGAAAUGGCGAUUAUUGUAUGCAUUUGUUCCUGCUUGGCCUUCUAUUAUUAACGUUUGGGUUUCCGGUAAUAUUGUUGAUAUGAAUAAUCCUUUACUAAAUUGGUCAUGGGGUAUUGGAAUGUGGGCCUUUAUUGGUCCAUUGACAACCUUGCCAUUAUUUUGUUGCCUACUUCAUAUGAGAUAUUUGGCAUCCAAAACUGAAGAAUGGCAACAGCUACUGAAGGAGAAAACAUUCUAUGAAAAGAACGGUCUUGUCCAAACGUUAGUACAACUCUUUUGGAAGCUCGAUAUUAUAGGAUUAAUGCUAUUUGUUGUUUCAACGGGUUGUAUACUAGUCCCUUUGACAAUUGCAGGGGGUGUUUCAAACAAAUGGAAGACUGUGAAGAUUGUUUUACCGUUGGUUUUGGGAUUUGCAUUGCUACCAGGAAUGAUUUAUUGGGAAAGCAAGUGUGCUAGAAAUCCAUUCGCCCCUUUCAAAUUAAUUAAAGAUCGUGGCAUCUGGGCACCAAUUGCUAUGAAUUUCAUGGUUUGUUUUGUAUAUCAAAUGGCUUGUGGUUAUUUAUAUACCAUAUUGAUUGUCGCCAUGAAUCAAAGCUAUAUGGCUGCAACCAGAAUCUCAACCCUCUAUGCAUUUUCGGCGGGGCUGUUCUCGCCAUUUUUCGGCUUUUUGGUUGCGAAGAGCAGGAGGUUAAAAUUUUAUAUGGUCAUUGGUUGCGGGAUGUACUUCAUUAUCAUGGGUUUGUUCUAUCAUUUCAGAGGUGGCGACAAUGCGGCUAAAGGUAUCAUUGGUGCCAUGACUAUAUGGGGUAUUGCAACAUGCAUGUACAAUUAUCCAAUUACCACUGCUGCACAAUCUGUUACUUCUCACGAACAUAUGGCUACGGUCACUGCGUUUUUGUUGACUGUUUAUCGAAUUGGGGGAGCAGUUGCUUCUGCAAUAUCCGGUGCCAUCUGGACAAAUUCAUUAUACUCCAAGUUGCUGGACAAUAUGGGCGAUGAAGAACUUGCAUCAGCUGCUUAUCAAUCUCCAUUGACUUUCAUUACUUUACACAAAUGGGGGACACCCACAAGACAAGCUAUGGUAGAAGCUUAUAGAGCAGUUCAGAGAUAUGAGGUCAUCGUCGCUUUAGCAAUUGUUGCUCCAAUGUUCAUAGUGACCUUGUGUUUGAGGGACCCAGAAUUAGUUGAUGACUAUGGACAAAAGUUGGAAGAUGGUGAAUUCGUUAACAAACACUCAGAUGACAAGAUUUCUGAAUGGUUAUUGGACAAACUCAGGUGGUUUAGAAAUAAAGAGUAG